Molecule: messenger RNA, 1315 nt
Organism: Budorcas taxicolor (takin)
Lineage: Eukaryota; Metazoa; Chordata; Mammalia; Artiodactyla; Bovidae
Gene: MESP2
Product: mesoderm posterior bHLH transcription factor 2
Exons: 2
Coding region: 1-1167 (388 amino acids)
Biological process (GO): somite rostral/caudal axis specification; regulation of transcription by RNA polymerase II; heart morphogenesis
Cellular component (GO): nucleus
Molecular function (GO): DNA-binding transcription factor activity, RNA polymerase II-specific; protein dimerization activity; RNA polymerase II cis-regulatory region sequence-specific DNA binding
Source: RefSeq, a predicted model, not a curated record
AUGGCCCAGUCGCCUCCUCUGCAGAGCCUCCUCGGCCACGAGCACUGGAUCUUCCCUCAGGGCUGGGGCUGGGUCGGCCACUCGGAUUCCACGUCCCCGGCCUCCUCCUCCUCGGAUUCCUCGGGCUCAUGCCCCUGCGACCGCGCCCGCAGGCCCUCGCAGCCCGUGCCCGCAGCCCGCGGCGCCGCAGAGGCCGCCUCGACGGCGCCCAGCCGAGCGCGCAGCCGGCCGGCAGGCGGGCAGCGGCAGAGCGCCAGCGAGCGCGAGAAGCUGCGCAUGCGCACGCUCGCCCGCGCCCUCCACGAGCUGCGCCGCUUCCUGCCUCCGUCCGUGGCGCCCGCCGGCCAGAGCCUGACCAAGAUCGAGACGCUGCGCCUGGCCAUCCGCUACAUCGGACACCUGUCGGCCGUGCUGGGCCUCAGCGAGGACAGCCUGCAGCGCCGGCGCCGGCAGCGCAGUGUCGCGGCGCCCCCUCGGGGCUGCGCGCUGUGCCCCGACGGCGGCUCCGCGGAGGCGCAGAGGCAAGGCUGCUGCUCCGGCCCGGCCGCCGGUGCCGCGGUGUCCUGCGGGUCCCCGCCCGUCCGCCCCGAGGCCCUAGCGGCGCCCGAGCGCCUGGGGAGCAGGGUCCCCGACAUGGGACCCUGGCUGACACCCCCUUACUGCCCUGGGAUGCAGUCGCCCCCGCAGCUCUCUCAAGGAAGAGCCCCUGAUGCGGCCCUUUGGACGCCGCCUCAAGCCUGUUGUGGAACGCAGACACCCCCAGAGCCCCGGAACCAGCCCACGCCCUGGACAUCGCCCCCCGCGUCUCUGGAGCUGGCUGCAGUGUACCAGGUGCGCGCCCAGGCUCUCGCCACUUCCCUCGGAGUGGUCCCCAGGCUUCGAUUGGAAACGGAGGGGGGUAUCUCUGUGUCUCCGGAGUCCUGUCUGUUGCCAGAAACCCCUCCUCCCUUGCCCCGCCCUGCCUGCCAGCGACUCCAGCCUCAGACCCAGUGGGGAUGCUGGAGCCACCCUCCAGAGGUGCUGCCCAACUCGGAGGACCAGGGACCAGGCCCUACCUUCCAGCUCAGUGAGGAAAGCCUUCCCCAGAACUCAGGCCUUCCGCUCAGCGGCUGCCCUGAAUUUUGGCAAGAAGAUUUGGCGGGGACUCACCUGGGCAUGUUCUACUAAUGGCCUUGCCUGCCAAUAUUAAAGGCCACCCCCCUUUUCAGCCAGGAAUCAGGCCUGUAGUGUAGGCUGCCCACAUCAUUGGCUACUUCAGUAGUAUUCAGGCUUUCUUUUAUCAAGGAUCCCUUUUCCAAGUGAUGUCUUUCAUAGA